This is a messenger RNA of Micropterus dolomieu (smallmouth bass), 2608 nucleotides long. RefSeq names its product galectin-3. Gene Ontology annotation, cellular component: immunological synapse; nucleus. The transcript has 8 exons. Gene Ontology annotation, biological process: monocyte chemotaxis; positive chemotaxis; eosinophil chemotaxis. NCBI's taxonomy places the organism in Eukaryota, Metazoa, Chordata, Actinopteri, Centrarchiformes, Centrarchidae. Bases 313 to 1425 code for a protein of 370 amino acids. Gene Ontology annotation, molecular function: laminin binding; carbohydrate binding; IgE binding. The record is from RefSeq and is a predicted model, not a curated record.
UUUGUAAUAAAAACUUUCUCUUUGGGAACUGGGAACUCCCAGCUGAGAGGAGUUUUCCCCCCACUAUGCAUCACUGCAGUUUCCAGGGAUACACGAAGAGAUAGUUCCACUAGAAAACACAGCCUGAUUAACAUAAUUGAGGGAUGAGGUGAGGAGUGGCCAAGUGGUGCGAGGGUUUGGGGCUAUAAAAGAGCUUUUCGAAGUGCUUGGCUACAAGCUGACUGAUUCACUUAAACUACAACACGGCCUACAGCCUGCCCCUGUUUGCACCUGAAGACUAAAGACAAGAAAAGCUCAUCAAAGCUCAGCCGGAUGGUGCAUCUUCUGUAUCUUGUAAAAAUAUGCAGUAUGGAUUUGGUGUCCUCCAUCCUGUCCACUCUCUCUCUUCCCCGUAUCUCCGUCCUGACCCCUGACCCUUGUCUCUCUCCAUCUCCCCCCUCUCCUCCUCCCUCUCAGCAUUCUGACGCUCUGUGUGGCAGCUGCCCGUCCCCUGGUUCUGUCCCACAGGCUAACAGCCUUUGGCCCAGCCUGCCACCGUCUGGUGCUGGGUUCCCUUCAUGGCCGGGACAGCCCACCCAGCCUGCACCGUGCUGGACUGGCCAGCCAAACACACCCUGCUGGCCUGGGACACAACCAGCUCAGUUCUCUUUCCCUGCACCAAGUUCAGCUCCAGCCCAGGGUCAAGCCAUAACACCAGCCCCUGCAUCUCCCACACCCAUGGUCCCAGCUCCAGCUCCGGCUCCAGUGCAGCCCUGCCAGCCUUGCUGGCCAGGCACCCAGUACCAGCUUCCCCAGCCACCAGCUCCAAUUCAAGCUCAAGUCCCUGCUCAAGUUACAGCUCCAACUCCAGUCCCAGCACCUGCUCCUGCUACUGGCAUCCAUCCAAAUGUACCAGGUUGGCCUGCCCACCCUGGUUGGCCUUAUAACCCAGGACAGUCAGGAUGGCCUGGACAGACUCCAUCUAUCAUGCCUCAGCACUGGCUUCCACCUACAUCUGGACCUCUCAGUGUGCCAUACAACUUGAACCUGGCCCGAGGAGUCUAUGACAAGAUGAUGAUGACCAUUUUGGGCCAUGUUAAACCUAAUGCUAAAAUGUUCACAGUGAACUUUCUGAAGGGCAAUGACAUUGCCUUUCACAUCAACCCCCGCUUCAGUGAGGGGGGCAAACAGGUGCUGGUCCGUAACCACAAACUGGGUGAGCGCUGGGGCUCAGAGGAGAGGGACCUGAAGGGACCCUUCCCCUUCGCUCUUGGGAGCCCAUUUGAGAUGAAGAUCCUGUGCACUCGUGAAGCGUUCAGGGUGGCGGUGAACAACAUCCCGCUGUUUGAGUUCCGACACCGCGUCAGAGAGCUCAACCAGAUUGACAGAAUCAACAUCCUGCAUGACGUCGUCCUCACCUACGUCAAUGUAGAGACACUUCCAUAGGAAGAAUUCUAUUACUCAUACAGUACAUGAAUCAACACAUCAAGGACUCAGUCAUGCAUACGAGUCUGUAAAUGCAUAUGAGCAGAAAUGCAUACAAAGAAAUUUGCAGACACACACACAUAUAUAGGCUACAACUUACAGGACGUAAAUUUAUUUAUCAUGAUGCUUAAAGACUGAACAAAUAAAUGUGAUAGUUUGUGGUGUAAUAAUAAUAACAUGAGCUGAGCUCAUUCUAUAAUAUACUUCAGUAAGAUCAAACUCCUUCCUCUACCACACAGCUAACAAUUUAAUACAAGGUUUUCUUUUUCAGUAUGAAGAUGCUACUGCUACUGUAUUUAUUGUGUACAAUAUUUUCUAUAUUAUUAAAUUGCUACUAAUUGGGAGUUAUACAUCUACCUAUUUUGUCAAAAAACAACAAUGAGGUCUAUUAGAUGGCAAUUAGGCUCUGUUAACUGUAACAAAAUGUAAUAAAAUUAUCAGUCAGAAAUCUGGUUUUCAUUAUUUAUUUUUUAAAGAGAGCUUAAAGAAGAACAGUGCAACAGUUAUGUAUAUAAAUACAAAAAUUAUAAAUUUCCAGUAAACCUUAAAAUCAGCACUAUGAAAAGACUAACAGACUGUUUAUGACUGACAUAAAGCAAUGACAACUGAUCUAAAGUUACCACUACAGUACAUUGCAAUUAGGGAUACACCAUUGGCACAAAAAUAUGAAUUACACAGCCUAAACAAAAAAUUUUCCCCGGUCUGUCAUCUAACACUCAAACCCCAAUACAAUCAUUUCUAUCCCCCACCAUGUCAGUUGUGUCCAUCUGUGCAACUGUUUGGUCUGGAGCAAAAUCUCCCUGUAACUGGCCGGAUUGAAAAUUGGUUUUUUAUAUUUAUGGUUCCCCCAGUGGAUGAUUCAUCAUAAGUUUCUAGCACAAUUGUCAUGAAAUUUACAUGUUCCCCACACAAGAUACAGUAUCUCCCAAUACAUAACUAAUAUAUUUUCAUGAAAAUUGCUGGGCACAAUAAUAUCACUCAAGAGCAUAAACCUUUUAGAUUUUAAUAAGCCUAAGUUACGUGCUGUCGACCUUAGGACAUAUUUCAUGUUUUUAUAAAAAAGUACUAAGAAAGUGUUUACUGUAUCCUUUAAUUUUUUAAUGUUGGAAAGGAAUAAAGAAAGCUAUUGGAAUUUCCAAAAUAA